This is a messenger RNA of Seminavis robusta, 2998 nucleotides long. NCBI's taxonomy places the organism in Eukaryota, Bacillariophyta, Bacillariophyceae, Naviculales, Naviculaceae. The record is from the annotation of a GenBank genome assembly.
AUCGAAUCUUAUCGAAUCGAAUUCAGGCACGCGCUCCGCGAAGAGGUGCCAGCGACCGACCAUGGCGCCUUCUCAAAUAAAUCAAGAGGAUCCACACGGUCAACGGGCAUCAACGCCGCCCUCAUUGUUCGCGCGAGAGGAAGAAGCAUUGGUCCUCUUUACUACAGUACUACUAGCUAGCUAGGUUCACACAGCCUUAUAACAGCAGUCAGUUCAGCUAAAUAUAUAUAUAUAUAUUAGCAGGAGGAGACCAACCAACAGGAAGCACUAGUGUUUGGUUGCUUCAAAAGAAAAAGAAGACAAGAAAAAAGGAAAAUCCAUUGUAACACACACCCAAGUACCUUUAGAAGAAUCAAACAAGUCAACGACUCGAACCAUGUGGAACGCAUUUACGGAAUCGGCUCGCAAGGGCAUUUCGGAUGCGAUGGAAAAGACGGGAGAAGCGUUGGAAAAGACGGGCGAUGCCAUUUCCAAGGCGGCGUCGAAUCCGUCGUCGCAACGACAGAAUCAGCGCAUGAUGCCGCGGAAUUUAGAGUCCAUGCCCGCCGAAGAAGCAUCGGCGUCGGACAUUCGUGCCCGAGCGGCCGCCGCAUUGGCCAAAGUCCAAGCCAAAGAAGACAGUGGGACGCUGUCGUCUCCUGUGGGCAACAAGAAGAAGAAAACAUCCUCGGUGCUGCUCGGUGCGAGUACUAGUAGUACUUCUAGUAGUAUGGCGUCGUCACCCGGAAUGAAGAAAUUGGCGCCGCCUCCUCUAUUUCAAAAUGGAUUUCAAAAUUUACAAAAAGGAUGGAGCAAUGUCGUGGAAGGCGCCAAAAAGGGAGUUGCCGCGGCACAAGAAGCCGUCGAAAAGGAACAAUCGCGCUUGGAACUCAUGUUACAGGCGAGAGAUCGACCGCACUACUUUUCUCGUGAACUCCAUUUGCCCUUGGAUGUUCCCGCACUCAAAGAUGCCGAAGUCGUGUACGUCACGGAUCGCAUUAUUAGUAUGAGUCAUCCGGCGUUGCCAUCGCAGACGUCCCAAAUUUCGGGAGAACGCAAAUUGGCGGCCGUUUGUCAUUUAUUGGAAAAACGACACGGAUCCGGCAAUGUCAUGAUUUGGAACUUGUCGGAAGUCACCAAUUAUCAAGAUCACGCCAAUCCCGUACUCGAACGCGUCGGGCCUGUAUUGGCUUUUUCGUUUCCCGGAUCCCCGGCGCCUCCACUCGGGUUGUGGUUGCAACUAUUGCUCAGUUUGGAAAAAUGGUUGCAAGCGUCCCCUCAAAAUGUCGCCGUCGUGCACUGUCUGACGGGCAAGGGACGCACAUCCACCGUACUUGCGGCAUUUUUGUGUUGGAUGGCCGAAGCGGGAUUUGAAAAAACCAACAUGACCAUGGCAUUGGCGUAUAUUGCGCAGUGCAAAAAAAUGACCGUCGAAGAAUUGACCAUUCCCUCGCAACGACGAUAUGCGCAAUACUUUACGAAUAUGUUGGAAGGAAUUCGACCCAGUCAACCACCGCUGGUACUCAAACGCAUUAUUAUGAGUGAAGCGCCUCAUUUCGCUCUGGGACCCCCGAUAGUACGCAACAAGAAAAAGCAAGAAGGCGACAAUAAUAACAACAAUGACGAUGGUACCGAACAAGUGGGAGAAAACAAGGAUCGCAUGGGAUGUGCUCCCUAUCUACAAGUCUUUCAGGCAGGACAACUCUUGCACACGGUCGCUGCCACGCUCAAUUUGCAACAACAGCCCGAUGCGCUACCGUUUUGUCAGGUGGCCGAUGGAUCCAUUUCCUUUCAUGUCGAACAAAUCAUUCAAGGAGAUGUGCUCAUUCGAUGUCGACAUUUGGCACAUUCCACCAAACAAAAGAUUAGCAUGUUCCGGGCCGCCUUUCAUACCGGAUAUGCACCGCCCAAUGUAUUGAGAUUUACCAAACCACAGUUGGAUGGCGCUUGCAAUGAUCCACGAUUCCCCGAUGAUUUCUUUGUCGAUUUGAUUCUAGAACCGUGCAAUGAAAAACAAGUGAGCGAGUUUUAUCAACAACAACAACAAGAAGAGGAAAAACGAAAACAACAACAACAAGAAGACCAGCAAGAGGGAGAGCAGCAGCAGCAAGCUGAAAAUAGUCGCACUACCUCGAAAAAGGAUGCUGUCGUGACGGCAUCGACCUACGAUUCCAUGUUGCAUCGGGAUUCCCGAUUCUGGGAUGUCAUUGCCGAGCAUUUGAAAACCACGGAAGAAAAAGAGGGCAACGUUAGCGAAGAAGAGCAGCCCAAAGAUAGCAAAGCGUCGCGUAUGGGACCCACAGUGGGAAAACGACGAGUCUUUGUGUCGACACCCAAAGCCAAGACGGAGGAUGGAAAAGCCAGUGACGGUCAAGACAGCACCAAGGCUGCCAACGCUCAGGAUCCAUUGUUGCAGACAUUUUCCAUUGGAGGUGAACUGGACUUUUUGCCAGAACCGGAGAAACCCAAACCAAAGGAAGAACUACCACCCAAGAAGGAUUCGUUAAUGGCUGCCUUGAUGGGUGCUCUGGAAGAAGAGCAUCACGAGGACGGACCGCGCCCUGAUACGGAGGAAAUUGUCUUUGAGGAUGACUCGACAGCUGGUAGCAGCGAACCCGGGAGCGUACCACCACCACAACCAACCAUUGUCGCAUUGCCGCCCAAAGAAGGAAGUACCUCCACGGAUGCCACCAAAGCACCUCCGGCGCACCAAGAAUCUACGGCGACAACCGAAUCCAUGAAGGAAAUGGAAAAUCUCUUGUCCAACACAUCGGCAAGCGAUCUGGAUAUGGACGCCUUGUUGGCCGAUGAUGGAGAUGAUGACUUUAACUUGGAGGACUACAAUGUGGACGACGAGGAUGACGAGUUGGCUGAUUUGGAAAACUUUCUGAACUCAAAGUAGAGGCACACACACACAAAACGGAUCGUGCAACAACCAGUAGCAAGAACACAGCAAGAUGAUUUUGAAAUUUGCUUAUUCUCUGAUAGAUAGUCAAUAAACUAAAUUUGAAAAGACCAG